CGUAUCCCUCUCUCUCUCUGUGUGUGUCAAACGCGGCAAGCCAGUGAGAGUCAGUCGACAGCGCUGAUGCAACGAAAGGACUUCCAUUAUGAACGCCUCGGAUCGGCCCACGCUACUCUCCAUUGAGGAGUUAAGCGUCCUCGUUUCAUCCCCCGUUCGCACGCACUUGGCUGGUGCGUAUCGUGGUCUGUAUCCCGCCGCCAACGAUCCAGCACAAAAGCUGCAGCACGAACAGCAUCUCGAAAAGGUGCUUGCCGCCAUGAAAGUUUCGCCCCGGACGUCGACUUUUCGCGUCAAUACAAUCCGCGCAACGCGCACAGAGGUUGUGGACAAACUGGUUCUCGCAAUGAAUGAGUGGGCCGAGCGAGAAGGCCUCUGUACGCCCAAUCCCUUGCCAAUCUCCGUCGCGGCUCAUGCCGUGCUCGAGGAUAUCGUAUCGGUUGAUAUUGCCCAGUCUCCGACGACACUCUCCUCAUGUCGAAUACCGCCCCUCCAGGUGGAGCUCGACACCGACUCAUCGUUCGGGGACGAGGCGCGACGCGCCCGCCGUCACCGCCUGGGCUGGCCCACCACGUGUAAGGUGAUUGUUUGCGAUCGCUUAUGCGGAGAAGCGGUUCUCCGCGGAUCGCACGUUUUCGUCCGCGGAAUCCUCGCGGCAGAUCCCUCCAUUCGAGUGGGGCAGGCCCUGGCCGUCUACGCUGACUUGCCGCAACCCCAACGACCGUCUUGGCCUCGUGGACUUGCCGUUGAGUCCUACACUGGAACCUGCGUCUUUGUGGGAAUCGGCCAGGCGUGUUGCACCCACGCCAGUUCUUUCGACAUGGGGCCCCUCCUGCCCCCACUUUCCGGUGUACUGGACACGCACGCUUUUUUACAAAACCUACCUUCCACCGUCGUGGUACACGCACUGAAUCCUCAACCCGGCGAUACAAUCCUCGAUCUCUGUGCCGCUCCAGGUGGCAAAGCCUCGCACGUGGCGAGUUUCACAAAAAAUCAGGCCGUGAUCUUGGCCGCUGAUCGGAGUCGGUCCAAGGUCGUCGCCAUGAAACAACGCUUCCUGGCACUAGGAUGUACCAGUAUCGUACCCUUGCAUCUUAACGCAACUGCAUGCUGUAUGGACGAGCCCGGGCGGCCUCGCUGCAGCGUGGCCGAGAUCCGCGCCGCGGCCAAAGUCUCGGAGAGGGACGGACUCUUGAACGUGAAAUACUUUUUCCCGGGAUCGUUCGAUCGUAUUUUGUUGGAUCCACCCUGCAGCGCUUUGGGUCUACGCCCCAAACUGCAGAUUGGACCGACCCGGGUGGACGAUCUGCUCGCUUUUGCCACAUAUCAGCGCAAAUUUGUCCCACCGGCAGUGGCCUUGCUGAAACCGGGUGGUAUUCUGACUUACAGAGAAUGAACGCAUGGUGCGGCAUAUUCUGGACGACUAUCCGGUCAUGGAGUUGGUGCCCAUCACCAUUGGCGUUGGUCUACCGGGUUUGCCCGGACACGGAUUAACGACGGACGAAUGCCAACGUGUGCGACGAUUCGACCCCACCGACAGUGCCGAUACUAUGGGAUUUUUCAUCGCCAAGUUUCGGAAACGAGCGACUACCGCCUACUGUAACAGUACAGCAGGAUCACUCCUAUAAUUUUUUUAAGUGCCUAAUGAAUCGAACAGUUGUUACUGUUCCCACCAGUUAAACCCGCCAGCGCCGCCGGCUCCUUGUCCGUAGUAACUCGAUGGAUCCCAACCAGUAGUCUCUUCUCCCGGACGCACCGGAGGCUGUUGCGACUGUGGAGCUCCCGGAGGCUGUUGCUGCUGCUGAUGGUGAGCUUGUUCGGCCUGAUAGCCUUGUUGCUGUGGCGCACCGUAUCCGUUGUUAUGGUAGCCUUGUUGUUGUUGGUGGUGGUGCGGCUGCUGCCCACCGUAAGUACCGUAGGGACCCGAUGGGUGCUGCUGUUGUUGGUGUUGCUGACCAGGAUAGGCAGGAACGCCAGGCGGUGGGGGCAAGUUGGAACCACCAGUAGGGGGCGGGGGAAGAUUGCCCGAUGGUGGUGGGGGAGGCAAGUUGCUUACGGCGGCGGGCGGCGGUGGUGGCAAAACAAAAGCCGGCGAGGCCCCACCAGGUGGAUUGGGCGGACCACCGUUGGCCGCUUCCGCCGCCGAGGUGGGUUUGGGGCCGUCUAAUUCGGCCAUGAAGGACAAAUACUCCGUAUCGAUUUCUUGAGCAUUCUUCUGGUCCGUCGGCGGCGCCACUUUUUGUCGACAAUCCCUCGUCGGGUGACUCGUGUCUCCGCAAAUGGCACACUUGACCGUCAGCGUGGGUUUGUUGACCGAAAACCGACGGGGACACUCAAAGGAGCGGUGUCCUUUUUCGGCACAAAUCUGACAGAACUCUUCGUCCUUGAGUGUGCCGUUGAGCAGAGCCAACUCUCGCAGCUGUUGUUGCUUGUGUACGUUCUUUUCGUCGUCAAUGACGACGAGCAUUUGGUCGAUCAUCUCGGAGGCCGCAUCCACGGCCCGCUGGUCGUCUCCCGUAAUGACAACGUGUAGGGGUUCGUUGUCGCCUUCCAUGAUUUUUCCGUCACGUCGUCCCCGGGCGCCAUCCUUGACGGAACCCCGGCCCCGAAUAGCAAUCUUGCAACCCGUCUUGGAUUCGAGUUCCUUCUGCGUUUUCCCCCGCGGACCAAUAAUGAGACCAAUAAAGUUGUAAGUAGGGUGUUUCUCGAUAGGGAUGCGAAUUUU
Molecule: messenger RNA, 2725 nt
Organism: Phaeodactylum tricornutum CCAP 1055/1
Lineage: Eukaryota; Bacillariophyta; Bacillariophyceae; Surirellales; Neidiaceae
Exons: 4
Coding region: 89-1396 (435 amino acids)
Biological process (GO): RNA methylation
Molecular function (GO): methyltransferase activity
Source: RefSeq, a predicted model, not a curated record